Molecule: messenger RNA, 785 nt
Organism: Zeugodacus cucurbitae (melon fly)
Lineage: Eukaryota; Metazoa; Arthropoda; Insecta; Diptera; Tephritidae
Gene: mRpL21
Product: 39S ribosomal protein L21, mitochondrial
Exons: 2
Coding region: 90-704 (204 amino acids)
Cellular component (GO): ribosome; mitochondrial large ribosomal subunit
Molecular function (GO): structural constituent of ribosome
Source: RefSeq, a predicted model, not a curated record
ACAGCUGAUUGUCAAUUCAGAUUUAUUUUAUGGUUAGAAAGAAGUGUUUGUGCAAUAGUUCAUGAAUUCCAAUUGAAUACGAGAAAAUAAUGGCGUUUUUGGCUAGAGGAUUGUUUUCGGCGGCACGCCAACCAAGCCUCAUAAAUAAUUUAACACACACAUUUCGUGCGCUCAGCAUAGCACCUCGCCUGCUGCAACAACAAAAACCAACAUUGGUGGAUGCCGCAGUUGCAGCAAAUAAAAGUGAAAAGAUUUCUGAACUCGAACAAAAAGAAUGUCAAGAUGUUUUCGAUAAAGUAGAUAAACAAAUUGCCGAACGCCAGGAGGGACGUUUAUUUGCCAUUGUGCACUUGUGUGGCAAACAAUUUAAAAUAACAGCUGGCGAUAUCAUUCUUGUGGAGGGCUAUUGGCCACCAACCAUAGGCGAUGAGAUACGUUUGGAAAAAGUGCUGCUGGCCGGUGCAAAGGAUUUCACCUUAAUCGGUCGUCCACUGCUACCAUCCGGUUUGGUGAAUGUGAAGGCGACAAUUAUUGAGAAGACCUUAACGCAUACGAAAACACAUUUCAAGAAGAAGCGUAGGAAGCAAUUCAUGCGUAUCAAUUUCCAACGUUCACCGAACACUAUGAUUCGCAUAAAUUCAAUUGAAGUUGAGCAAAAAGUCGGUGGUCCAACGCAAGUAAUCAGUGAGCCGCGUAUGUUUUAGUUGCAUUUUUUUAACUGUUGUACAUAAAGUGUAUGCCAAUAAAGUAGUUAAACAUUUAUUUUGUUCUUAAGAUAUGUGAAA